Acaulospora colombiana is the source of this 369-nucleotide messenger RNA. The record is from the annotation of a GenBank genome assembly. NCBI's taxonomy places the organism in Eukaryota, Fungi, Glomeromycota, Glomeromycetes, Diversisporales, Acaulosporaceae.
AUGACUGAAACCGAUAACAAUAUCAAUGACAACCGAGUGGAAGGAUCCAUAAAAAACUUUAACCAAUGUUCGAUUGAUAUCAAUGGUGAAGUUGUGGAAGGCAUAGCUGAUCCGGACUCAGAAUUCUCAGUUAUUACAUACGAAGAAGCAAAAGAGCCAGGUUUGGAAAUAGAUGAAGUUUCAUCUCGAAUUGACGAUAUAAAUGGAAUGGAUCUUACCAGACAGGUACUAGAUAAAGAAAUUCAAAUUUAUCUUCGUGAAUUACUUGAAAUAAUAAAACCCGAGAUUCGUCAAAAUAUUAUAAACUUUAUAGCAGAUCCAAAUACUAUCAAAAAACGCAAGAUACCCAGAAAAAAAAGUAAAUAUUGA